Molecule: messenger RNA, 1194 nt
Organism: Ramularia collo-cygni
Lineage: Eukaryota; Fungi; Ascomycota; Dothideomycetes; Mycosphaerellales; Mycosphaerellaceae
Product: probable dopamine-responsive protein
Exons: 3
Coding region: 1-1194 (397 amino acids)
Cellular component (GO): cytoplasm
Source: RefSeq, a predicted model, not a curated record
AUGGAUGGAGACGCAGACGAUGAUGGCCCGCCAAUGUUGGUCGCCGCAGACGGCGGCUCCAAUGCAGUGGAAGCAGGACUUGCCUCUGAGAUGGGCGAUGUGACACUGGCCAAAGUCCCCAUCACUAUCAUAACAGGCUACCUUGGAGCUGGCAAAACAACCUUAUUGAACUACAUUCUCACUGCUCGCCAUGGCAAGAAGAUCGCGGUCAUAUUGAACGAGUUCGGCAACAGUAGUGAUAUUGAAAAGUCUCUCACCAUCAAUCAGGGUGAUGAGAAAGCAGAAGAGUGGCUGGACCUCGCCAAUGGCUGCAUCUGCUGCUCAGUCAAGGACCAGGGUGUCAAUGCAAUCGAAGCCCUCAUGGAGCGGCAAGGAACCUUUGAUUAUAUCCUCCUCGAGACCACUGGCCUAGCAGACCCGGGAAAUAUUGCACCCAUCUUCUGGGUUGACGACGGCCUUGGAAGCACGAUAUACCUCGACGGCAUCGUGACACUCGUAGACGCCAAAAACAUUAUUCGCAGCCUGGACGAGCCCAACGUUGAUGAAGCAGUUCAUAAUGAUGAUGAUCACGGAGACCACAAAGGCCAGCUCUUGUCUACCGCACAUCUCCAGAUCUCUCAUGCAGACGUAAUAAUCAUCAACAAGACCGAUCUUGUCUCCGCCGAGGAGCUGAACGCGGUGAAGGCCCGAGUACGCUCAAUAAACGCACUAGCCAAGUUGCACGUCACAGAUCAUAGCCAGGUUCCGCAGCUGGAAGGCCUUGUCCUCGACCUGCACGCCUAUGACAGCGUCACGGCUGAAAGCCUGGACUUUGCGAGUAAGGGACAUAGCCAUCUUGAUCCUGCAAUCGGGACAUUAAUGCUUACGCUACCUGUCCUCGAGUCUUCCAUGCUGGACGGCCUGGAUAAGUGGCUUCGGAGUGUGCUCUGGGAAAGUCGCAUACCGUAUCGUGAUCCAGAUCCUUCAAAUGUUUGGGAGAUUCAUCGCAUCAWAGGGAGGAUACCCCUUCGCGAUGGUGGUGUGAAGAUACUCCAGGGUGUGCGUGAGAUUUUUGAACUGAUCGAUGGCGACUCGACCGAGUCUCCGACUGGCAAUGGCAAGAUUGUCAUCAUUGGCCGGAGCAUUGGGGGGAAGGAUAACCUCGCAGCGUUUCAAAAGAGUUUGGAUGCCAUCUCGAUAGGGAAAUGGAUGUAG